AGAACUGAUGGGGAAAGUAUAGUAGCUGGGAACCGGAAGAUGGCAGUAGUGCAACUAAAAGGAUGCAAGCUGCCGUAAAACACCACAGAAGAAGAAGAAGAAGACUGACGUCACUAACAUGCGCCUGUCGUCGCGUCAUACUACGUGGCUUCGUGAAAGUGGAAUCGGAGGCUGUCGCGGUUGUCUUUCCCUAACACCUCAUAGAUUCUCUGGAUCGUCGUUCCUUAAACCCGUGACGUUUCCAUAGAGGUUAAAAUGUUAGGAGGUAAUUAUUUGGACUAUUCCACCGCAGCCUGGACCUCAAACGAUGGAGGAACAUAAUGGCCACGCCCAUUCCGGAAACGGGACAUCUGUGCCAACUUAAACCUUCGGUGGAGCGUCUAAUGCGACAUCUCUGCUCGACAGCAUCCCUGCUACUGUGUUGCCAGCGGAGGGGAAACACCGAAGACUGAGAAUGAGCGUCUCGCUUUUGCUUCUCGGACAUUGAAAGGACUCACAAGCGGUGUCGGUUGUCUGAUCAGCAUCAGCAGACACGACCCGCUGCUGCACCACGAUGACAUGAUGAAGGUGUUGCCUCUUGUGCUUUAUGUCACAUUACUUCUGGAUUCCGAGCUCAACGCCCUGCCUGCUCCGGUCAAUGCUAGUGUCCACUCGGUCAACUUCCACCAUGUCCUGCACUGGGAUCCUGGCCAUGGCACCCCAGCAGGAACCCAGUACAAGAUCAGCUGGAGGGUAACCGGGCACAGAAAGAAACAUCCAUCGUACUCCAAUAUGACGUCAUUGAAGCUGAACAUUCCAGACAACACAAUGACGUAUAUCCUGAUUGUCCAGGCGUCAUACAACAAGACUCUGUCUCAAGAAUCCAACAGAGUCCACUUCUACCCUUUGGCACAGACCAUAAUAGGUCCUCCGAAAGUCUCUUUGGUCGGAUGCGGCAACUGCAUCCACGUCAACAUCUCACUGCCUGAAGCUGACCGCAGCUCGGGAAUCAAAGAUAUCAAGAGCUUCUACCCCGGUUCUCAGUUCAGUGUCUAUUGGAAGAAACUUAACGGAGCAGUGGAGUCCGCCAUAACACCAAACAAGGCAUAUACUGUGAGAAACCUACAGAUUGGCACGGAGUACUGUGUCCAGGUGCACACAAAGAUUAAUGUCAACCAAAACGCUCGGCCAUCCGCUUGGACUUGCACAUUCACCAGCAGUGUGGAACCAAGCAGAGACCCUGUGUUUUUAGGUGCAGUUGCUGCUCUUCUGAUGGUUCUUGGUGCCCUGAUGACCGCUGUGUUUUGCCUCUGCUACACUGGAUUCAUUUGUAAAGGGAAGGCAACUCUGCCCAGAGUCCUCAAUGAGGUUCUGAGCCAAGGCUUCACCCUAACACCAGAGAGGACGAUCCCUGACGAGAUCUCCAUCGUUGCAGAGAUGGAGAAACGGAAGAGGCACCACAAUCCACCAGUUCCUCAAACUGCCACCAGGGGCACUGACUCGUAUGAUGAGGAGGAGGAGGAGGAAGAAGAAGAGGAGGAGGAAGGGGAGGAGGAAGGGGAACAAGUCUACAUGGACGGAGGCGCAGAGCUUUUCUCGGAGGAAAUUUCCUGCCAGGACUCUGUUGAUGUGUCCGGGAACAGCAAGGUGUCUGCGUCGGGGGUCUUCGGGAGACGUGGGGGGCUCGAGGCUCAAAAUGAGGCCAAAGCUGAAGGAACAGAGGGUUCAGUCCCAGAUAAGGUGAAGGAGGAUAAGAAUGAGGAGGUGGUGGGUAAGAGCUCAGGCAAUAUCAAUCUGUUCUCAGUCACCCUCGCAGCACCGGCUGUAUGUGAGGAAGAGGGAGGAGAGCAGAAUAGAAGAGAAGCUCUCUCAGACCUUGUGAAACGGUCCGAUCUGGAGCCGCUACUGCCCACUAAGUCCAAACGGACUCUGAACGGCACGGACUCGCUCGCGGAGUCCAAUGAUCGGACAGCUGUGGCAUUAAUGUCAGCUGCACAAGAAUACUUUACUGAGGGUGGCUAUGAAGCCAAACAUAUCACCACUUUGUCUGGCUGUCUCAGUUCCUCUGAUGGAGAAAUGCAGGAGGAGGAAGAAGAAGAAGAAGAGGAGGAGGAGGAAUUUUCUGGAUAUAUGGGACACAGGUGAUAUGUUUCUGUGACAGAUCACACUCAUACACAUAGAACACAUUCUGUGUUCUUUGUGUAUGAGUAUCAUUAAUGUAUACCUUCCAUGCAAGUACAUUCCUACUUAAUUGAGAACAAAAUAUUUAAAUGUAGCACUGCCUUCAGUUCAGUUUUGUUUUUUUACCAGUAAACAAAAUGAGACUGC
Messenger RNA from Pseudoliparis swirei, 2307 nucleotides. Its product is annotated as interferon alpha/beta receptor 1-like. The transcript is spliced from 8 exons. NCBI's taxonomy places the organism in Eukaryota, Metazoa, Chordata, Actinopteri, Perciformes, Liparidae. Gene Ontology annotation, molecular function: protein binding. The coding region runs from base 559 to 2124 and encodes 521 amino acids. The record is from RefSeq and is a predicted model, not a curated record.